Molecule: messenger RNA, 1647 nt
Organism: Prorocentrum cordatum
Lineage: Eukaryota; Dinophyceae; Prorocentrales; Prorocentraceae
Source: the annotation of a GenBank genome assembly
GUACCAUCCUGGAACGGUGAGGCAGAGAAGCUGUCGAACUACCGCUUCGAGGUGUCGAUGUUCGUGAAGAGCAUCAGAGUGAACGACCGCUACGUCUGUGGACCACAGCUGGUCCGGGCGCUUGGGCCGCGGGUUCGGAACGCCGUGGAGAGCUGCCCCUCGAUCAACGACGUAGACGAGGUGGAUGACAACGGAAAGUUGGUCGGCUGGGAGAGGGUGUUCAGCUAUGUGCUUGAGAAGUUGGACUACACCAGCCUCAACGACACGGGUCUUCUGGCCGAGGAGUUCUUCUUGAAGAUAGGUGAAGUGACGGCGACCGCGGGAGGUGAUUUCAACUACGGAAAGACCUACAAGACGUUGCUCACGCGCUUCCCAGCGGAAGCUCUUGCGGAGCUGGAUGGCAAAGUCAAGCGUGAGCGGGCGUUGUUCGAGAACGACUUUGAGGAGGACGAGGACGAGACUGGUGGGGAAGCAGAGGAGAUCUACGAGCUGGCCGAGCAGCUCCUCGACCUUGCGGACGAGGACGAGGAGGUGGAGCCCGACGACUUGGAGGCGGACAACGAGGUGUUCGCGCAGUUUCGCCAGGCUGGCCGGAGCUUCAAGGACAGGCUAAAGGACGUGGACGCGGACAACAAGAUCGACGAGUUCGCUUCGAAAGUGCGCGAGAUCUGUACGACUAACACGCACAACGGCUUCAUCUUGUCGGCCCUGGACGAGUGCGUCUACCUGCUUGAGCGCGAGGGGAUCUGGGCCGUGCUGGACAUUGGAGCUACGCGCAGUCUCGGUGGCGUCGAGAGCGUAGAGAACCUCAUGUACGAGAUGAUGGUGAACCACGACGUGGAGUUCGAGGCGCACGACGAUACUUGCUCCUUCGUUUUCGGCGACGGGCUCCAGAAGAGCUCGAUGGGAACGGUCUCUGGACGCGCCUACUUGGGACCGGAGCUCCGAGCCAUCAGCCUCUCAGAGAUGGCGAACCGCGUCCCCAUUCUCCUGGGCAUGGACAUCCUGACGGACGACUUGAAGGUAGUGGUCGACUGCGGCCGCAACUGGAUCGGGUUGCCGACGCUGGGCAACAAGGUCUACUACUGCGAGAGGCUCUCGAGCAAGCACCUGUCGAUCAACCUCUCGACACCGCAGUGGUGGCGCGAGGUCUCUCUACCCUUGUCCCUGGAGAGCUGCCACGUCAACAUGACAGGGCGGGACUCCAUCGUGCUUGAUGAGAAGCCGGAGGAGCCCGUGACGGGCUGCGCUGCACCCCCCGGUGAUGUCGGCGAGCGAGAUAUCAUCUCCAUCGCCAUCCUCAUCAUCGGGGGGGCCAACAGAAAGAUGCUCAAGGAGCCCAGCUUCUUUUCCCAGUCCAGGAGACCGCCACGUCCAGGGAACCUCGAUGACCUCGAGAGGGUCCACAUCUCCAGGAGAAACCUCGAGCCAGCCCCCUUCGAGCCGACCGAGAGCGACGCAAUGUACCACCGAGAGAAGACCCACGACGUCUCAACGUUCGAGCAGCCCGAGACCGAUGACGACCAGGGGUUCGAGUGGGACAAGGUGGGGGACACUCUCGGGACCGUCAGGGGCGACACGGAGUCCGAGUACUCGGGGGAGCCCUUGGACACUCUCGGGGACUUCGGAGGCGACGAGAGGUUCUAG